UGAAAAAAAAAAAAAAAGCCCGCUGCCCUCUUCUUCCCCGAUCUGCCCUCGUGACCUAAUAGAAAAAUAUGCAGCAACAAAAUACGAUUCUUUCACUCCAGCUUCCCUUUUUAGAUAGAGAACAAAACACAAAUCGACGCAUUAGUCCGACCUCCUCCUUCUCCGGCCAGAGCUACGUCAACAGGAGCCAUGAAACUGAAGCUAUCAACAAAAUUGUCCUUCCAUGUGUUCUAGACAAUGGGAAUGAUGCAGAGUGGUUUGAGGCGUUAGAUGGUGAUUGGUUUAAGGAGGAAGUAGAAAUUCUGUAGAAUUAUGUAUGUAUGUUGGUACUUCAUAGAAGAGAUCAUCACCCUCUUUGAAUCUUGAAGAAUGCAAUAUAUAAAGUUGUCAACUGGGUUGUUACUCAUGUUUUUGGAAUAAAGGAAAACACUCAAAUUAGUUUGUGUAUAUGUAGAAAUUCAAUCA
Molecule: messenger RNA, 465 nt
Organism: Lactuca virosa
Lineage: Eukaryota; Viridiplantae; Streptophyta; Magnoliopsida; Asterales; Asteraceae
Source: the annotation of a GenBank genome assembly